Ipomoea nil (Japanese morning glory) is the source of this 1322-nucleotide messenger RNA. RefSeq names its product RING-H2 finger protein ATL52-like. Gene Ontology annotation, molecular function: transferase activity. NCBI's taxonomy places the organism in Eukaryota, Viridiplantae, Streptophyta, Magnoliopsida, Solanales, Convolvulaceae. Gene Ontology annotation, biological process: protein ubiquitination. The record is from RefSeq and is a predicted model, not a curated record. The transcript has a single exon. Bases 237 to 1148 code for a protein of 303 amino acids.
CUCAACUUCCAUACCCUCUAGCUCCUCUAAGUCCUCUGCAUCACUUUGCUUCCCUUCCCCUCUAAGCGCCCUAGCUUUGUGUACACUUAACUAACGCCACCAACCCCAGCCCAACCCCACCACCCACUUCUCUCCCUUCAUCUCCAACAACCUAACCUUUUGUCCUACAACAAAAGAAAAACACUUUGUUGGAGGGAGGAAAGCUAAGGGAGAAAGAAUACAAUUAAUAAGCUAGGAUGGGUUCUGCUGGGAACCAAAAUCCAUGGGCACCAUAUGAUAGCUAUAAAGAUUGUUCACUGGGGAUUUGCAGCGUGUACUGUCCCCAAUGGUGCUUCUACGUCCUCCCUCCACCACCCCCCGAUGACGAAGACGAUUCUGCUCCCACUUUCUCCCCUCUCAUCAUAGCCAUCAUUGGCAUUCUGGCAAGCGCUUUCCUCCUCGUCACAUAUUACACUGUCAUCACAAAAUACUGCAGAAGAAGAGAUAGUUCGGGGGCGGAUUUGGAAGCCAACAGCGACCAAACGCCUCAGGAUCAGUGGCAGGUCUUGGCCGCCCCUUCUGGUUUAGACGAAACCGUGAUCAAGUCCAUCACGGUUUGCAAGUACAGGAAAGGUGAAGGGCUCGUGGAAGGCACAGAAUGUUCUGUGUGUCUCUCUGAUUUUCAAGAUGAUGAGAGCCUGAGAUUGUUGCCUAAAUGCAGCCAUGCCUUUCAUCUCCCUUGCAUCGACACAUGGCUUAAAUCCCACUCCAAUUGUCCCCUUUGUCGAGCCAAUGUAGCUAAUCCUCCUCAUCAAUUCUCAGGAGACUCCUCCGAGCAGAAUAACUCAGCUUUAACCCCACCACCCCCCAGUGCCGCAGAACAAUCAGACUUGGUUUUGGUGGUUGUUGAUGAUCACCGCGAAGAGGGUAGUAGCGGCUGCAAUGGGGAGAGUUCUGAGAGAGGUAGUAGUGAGAAAUAUGGAGAUGAUGAAGAAGAAAAAGGAGAGGGUGUUAAGGUGCAGUUGAGAAGAUCAUUAUCUUUUGGUGGUGAGCAGAGGCAGCUAAUUUUGAGGGGUUCCGAUGAGAAGAAUGCUGCUUUUGGGAGAUCCAUUUCUACAGGAAGAUUAAUGUUUUCAAGGUAUGACGACAAUGGCAAAAACCUCUUCUGAAAUCUGAACUGUACAUCACAGCUCAUUGGAAAACUUUUUUUUUUUUCUUUUCUCUUUCCAUUGUAAAUUCUGAACAUAUACCAACACAUGAAAUUGAUGAUGAAUUCUAAUGUCUGGGUAAUUGGGUCCUUUAUCUUGACUUAAUACCAAAAUUUCUCUAAUUUUUUACUCUUA